This is a messenger RNA of Meloidogyne enterolobii, 348 nucleotides long. The record is from the annotation of a GenBank genome assembly. Lineage: Eukaryota; Metazoa; Nematoda; Chromadorea; Rhabditida; Meloidogynidae.
AUGCUAAUAAUCUACAAAAAUAUUUUUCUACCAUUUUUAUUUUUUAUUUUUCAAUUUAAUUUAUUUUUGAUUUAUUGCCCAAAUGCUCAAGCUAAGAAAGUUAAAGAAUCGCUAGCUAUAAUUAAUGAACACAAAACAAAUGAGGUUUUGGUCGAAGAAAGCAAUGCUUCAUCUGUCCGUCGACAGCGUGAUCUCAAAGUUCCGGAGGAAAAAGAAAAUAAAGAAAAUAAUGAAUGCACAAUACGUGUUAAUAAAGUAAUUGAAUAUCCAGGCAAAUGUGUAAGAAUAAAUGGAGGCACAGCAUGCAAAAACGAUCGUUUCUUGGAUCCAUAUAACAAUGAAUGCUGA